This is a messenger RNA of Acipenser ruthenus (sterlet), 1002 nucleotides long. RefSeq names its product CD209 antigen-like protein D. The coding region runs from base 24 to 755 and encodes 243 amino acids. Lineage: Eukaryota; Metazoa; Chordata; Actinopteri; Acipenseriformes; Acipenseridae. The record is from RefSeq and is a predicted model, not a curated record. The transcript is spliced from 8 exons.
GGCGAGUGCUUCAUAACUGGUGCAUGAUCGGUGCGGUCAGCAGCAUGGCUGAUGAUGUCUAUGGAAACAGUGACUUCCAUCAACAAACUGGACAAAGAAAACACCAAGACAGGGAAAGGUACCAAGCUCCAGAUCACAAUGUCUGCGGAACCAAAUCGAUUGUGUUUCUCUACGUUCUGCUGAUCGCUAGCUCUGUGAUGUGGGCGGCUCUGCUCUCCUUGCUGUUUGUGAAAUGCACUGCAGAAAUACAAACCCUGAAAACUCUCCUGACAGAAAAAGAUUCUCAAAUCGUGGCAAAUUUUGAGAAUUACAUUUCUAAAGAUUCUCAGAUCAUUGAAAAUGUUACAAAGCUGGAAAAAUAUGUUUAUAAAGUGUGUGCCAAUACCUGCAGUGGUAGCUGGAACUUGUUCAAUGGGGCCUUCUACUACUUUUCCAAGGAGAAAAAGGGCUGGAAAGAAGCACGCACAUUCUGUCAAUCCCAAAACUCAGACCUUGCAGUGAUCAACAGCGACGAAGAGCUGAAAUAUCUACAGGACAAAGGACCCGCAAAAGAACUGUGGCUUGGACUGAGUGAUUCAGAUAACGAAGGCACCUGGAAGUGGCUGGAUGGACGUGUGGUUGAGAAGAGAUUGUGGCAUAAAGGAGAACCAAACAACUAUGAAAACAGUGAAGACUGUGGGCUGCUGAGCAGUGGCCUGCUAAAUGACUUAACAUGUGAAGCAAAACUGCCCUGGAUUUGUGAAAAGCGACUUUGAAAUCCUCUCUGCUUUAUUUUUCACAAUACCUUUUUAAAUCAUCCAGGAUCAUGCACGUUGAAAUUGUUCUGUUAUUUUAUGCUCGUAUGAUUUUGUAUUCCUGUUUUCAUGUUUGCUGUUAGUGUUUCUGUCCUGUUUGAAUGAUUUAUUGAUUUUUGUAAAGUGUUAUUUCUCUUGCCAGGACCCCCUUGACACUGAGAUGUAUAUCUCAAGGGCUCUGUCCUGCUUAAAUAAAUACCAUUGAAAU